Messenger RNA from Haliotis rubra (blacklip abalone), 703 nucleotides. RefSeq lists its product as uncharacterized. NCBI's taxonomy places the organism in Eukaryota, Metazoa, Mollusca, Gastropoda, Lepetellida, Haliotidae. The coding region runs from base 104 to 508 and encodes 134 amino acids. The transcript has 5 exons. The record is from RefSeq and is a predicted model, not a curated record.
AGUAAUUGUCAUCUCGCGACGGAUGUAAAAAGUCAGAACCUUGCAACAUCCUCAACAUUUACCGACGAACUCCAGCGUCUGCCGUCACGAGAUCAAAGAGACGAUGUCCACGUUACCAGUAACUCUGUCGUGCCUGCUGUUGCUUGUGGUAGCUGCGUCCUCGACCAAGCCGGCACUGGACAGGGCGAAGAAGACAAGCGAUCCUAACCAGUGGAGAAAUCGUCCGCAGUCACCAUGCAAUUACGGAGGACGUGCCUACAACAGUGGUGCUGUGUUCCUGGCACAAAACCGCUGUAGCAAGAUUCGAUGCACUGCCGGGCAGAUGCGAUUUGUUGAUAUAAAGUGCCUUUACAACAACAUGUGCUACAACGUUGGCGCCAACAUCCGAGGGGGACACAAUGGCUGCCAACUCAUGAAUUGUCAAGGAAACGGACAGUUCAGGCCUGUGCUAAGUGAUCCUUACAGAUGUAAGGACGCUCGCAAUAUGUGCCGAAUGUGCCAGGGGUGAAUCAGGUGGAGCCCAGUACUGGUAGUAUCCAGUAGAAAUCAGCUCACGAUUUACGGAUUUCAAAUUAAUCAUGACGUGUAACGGAUGUUUCAAACAAAAGGAACUAUGAACUAUAGUUCAACAAUAACUGAAUGGUUAUGUAAUGUGAUGAAAUGUAAUGUUUCUUCAAUGAACAAAUAAAGUCAUUCAGUGCAU